GAUAAAGAAUCAGAACCAUUAACGGUAAUGGCUUCAAUACCGUGUACCACUUACCUAGUAUUCCAUUCAAACCCUCACAAUUUUUCUCCAUCUUUGCCUAAAUUCAGUUCUAAGUUUCUGGGUAUCCGGAAUAAUCUCAAAUGCGUCGGACCCUCCAGGCUUGGACCCUCUAAUGGUUCCAGAGUAACUUGCUGGUUCAAGUUUGGCAAGAAUGGUGUUGAUGCUGAAGGUGCUGGCAUCUAUGGGAGCCAAUCCCGUGAUGAUUUUAAUAGAGAUGAUGUUGAACAGUACUUUAACUACAUGGGGAUGCUUGCAGUGGAAGGUACGUAUGACAAGAUGGAGGCUCUGCUAAGAGAGAACAUCCACCCCGUCGACAUAUUACUGAUGUUGGCUUCUCAGGAAGGUGACAAGCCCAAAAUUGAAGAGCUAUUAAGAGCCGGAGCAAGCUACACUAUCAAGGAUGCAGAUGGACGGACCGCACUAGACAGAGCUGCCAAUGAAGAUAUCAAGGACCUCAUACUUGGGUUUUCAGUUCAGAAGGCAUGAUCAAGACAAACAUCUCACAAAGAAUCACUUUGCGUUUAUUGUCGAAUUUUAUGGAUAUUCUUCCCCUGCAUAUUAUGUGAUGUAUUGACAUUAGUGUCGCGAGAAAAGAACUUCAGUUGUUAUUUGUCCAGUGAUGUUACAGAGCUUGUUGAAGGUAGUGGAAGCCUCCCUUUUUCACAUA
Molecule: messenger RNA, 727 nt
Organism: Tripterygium wilfordii
Lineage: Eukaryota; Viridiplantae; Streptophyta; Magnoliopsida; Celastrales; Celastraceae
Product: protein LHCP TRANSLOCATION DEFECT
Exons: 2
Coding region: 28-546 (172 amino acids)
Biological process (GO): granum assembly; intracellular protein transport
Cellular component (GO): chloroplast envelope; chloroplast stroma
Source: RefSeq, a predicted model, not a curated record